Messenger RNA from Monosiga brevicollis MX1, 834 nucleotides. RefSeq lists its product as uncharacterized. Lineage: Eukaryota; Choanoflagellata; Craspedida; Salpingoecidae. The coding region runs from base 1 to 834 and encodes 277 amino acids. Gene Ontology annotation, cellular component: U5 snRNP. The record is from RefSeq and is a predicted model, not a curated record. The transcript is spliced from 7 exons. Gene Ontology annotation, molecular function: protein binding.
AUGCGCGACGCCGCUCGUGAAGAGUCGCACACCCUGGAUAGCGAUGACGAGGAGGCCAACGAAGCAGAAGAAGCAGACAAAACAGCUGAUCCAGCCGAGGUCCAGCGCAAGUAUGAGUUUACCGAAGCCGACAUGCAUGAGAAGCUGGAUUCUGAGUUUCAGGACGGUGGAUACGAAAUGACUGGCUUCAACCUCAAGGAUGAGAUGGAGGAGGGCUACUUUGAUGAAAGUGGCAAUUUCAUUUUCAAGAAGGAUGAUGAUCAUGCUGGUGACAAGUGGCUUGAGAACACGGGUGUUCAUGAUGGCAAGCGCAAGAUUCAGAUGCAGGGCAAACAUGUUGAGCGUGAUCACAGCGAUAUCCCCGAGGACAAAUUUGACGCCAUGGAGGCACUUCUCAAGAUGCUCAAGCCACACGAAACAGUGACGCAGGCACUGACUCGGUACGGUGGCGGCAAGGGACGCAAAGCUGGCGCGGCACGACAGAAGCAAGCGAGUGCCGCAUCUCGCGAUGCACCGCGUGACGACCAGGCAGUGGAGCGAGCCACCUCAUUGUGCAGCGUCCUUUUGGCGCAAGGUGUCUAUGAGAUUUACGAUUACUCGUACGAAAAGCUACAGAUUGAGCUGAAAAAGCGCAACGUUGUCACGUUUGAGUUCAAAUGGAGCGAUCAAGAAGAUGCCGAGACGUAUGGGCCGUACACUGCCGAACAGAUGCACGCAUGGCAAGAGCAAAACUACUUCAAGACGGGUGUUUGGGUCCGGCAGCUAACCCCGGUGUCACGUGAUACUUUCAACCACUCAAGUCGCGUGGACUUUGAGUUAUUCAUGGAUGAUUGA